GGGACUCUUGCUGACAAGGCUAGUUGAUCCCUACGUAAUCUUCAAGCGACAGUUUACACGACCUUCUGGAACAGUAAUGAAAAUGUGAUGUUAUAUCGCUGUCUAGUUAAAGUCUGUGGAAAAUAUUUCAGAAUCAAUAUACAUAAACUCCCCCAUUAAGGAUGCUACGCAUAACUCUUGGAACAUGUGGCAGAAGCAUAGCGCAUCGGUUAAUGUCAUCGGUUGUUGGGGAAAAUGCACUGCCAUCCAAUCUACGAAUCCCUUCAAAUCUCGUUGACGUCCGCCGCACUAAGCGAGCACUUCCGUGCAACGAAGACCUCCCUGUGUUGCACAGGUGUGAAGAGGACAUUCCUGCACAUCUCACCUCCAAACAAACGUGGGUGGAGACAUUAGCAAGUCGUGAUUAUAAACCUGUGGGUCUUGUGGACCUCCACCCUGACGUAUUUGCUGUUCAGGCCAGGAUCGACAUCCUCCACGAAGUGGAAACCUGGCAAAGAAACUUCAAAAGAAUUAGCCAUGCCCACACAAAGGUUCGAAGUGAGGUUCGUGGUGGAGGUCGGAAACCAUGGAACCAAAAGGGUAGUGGACGUGCUCGUCAUGGUAGCAUCCGAUCGCCUAUCUGGAGAGGAGGAGGUGUGGUGCACGGGCCAAGGGGACCCACAAGCUAUUACUACAUGCUGCCCAUGAAAGUGCGCGUGCAAGGACUGAAGAUUGCUCUCAGCUCUAAAUUCACACAGGAUUACCUCCGAAUUGUUGACAGCCUAGAGAUUCCCACCCCGGACUCUCAAUACCUUGUGGAUCUGGUAGCACACAGACACUGGGGCGAUUCUGUCUUAAUUGUAGAAGCUGGUGAUGAAAUCCCAGAGAACCUUCUGCAGGCUACAGCAAACCUCAAACAGAUCAAUAUAAUUCCAGCAGUAGGUCUAAAUGUCCACAGCAUGCUGAAACAUGAAACUCUGGUCCUCACCCUGGAAGCUGUGAAGUUCUUAGAAAAGAAACUGCUUUGGCAUGACACGCGUUACUCACCGAUAUAUCCCUUCAAACUCCCUUACUCAGACCUGCCAUAAAUGUCACCAAGAUUUCAGUUCAAUAAAAAUGUUUAUUUAAUAAAA
Molecule: messenger RNA, 1112 nt
Organism: Clupea harengus (Atlantic herring)
Lineage: Eukaryota; Metazoa; Chordata; Actinopteri; Clupeiformes; Clupeidae
Gene: mrpl4
Product: mitochondrial ribosomal protein L4
Biological process (GO): translation
Cellular component (GO): ribosome
Molecular function (GO): structural constituent of ribosome
Source: RefSeq, a predicted model, not a curated record